AUGGAGUCCAAGCCGUCCGCCGCCGCGUCCUCGUCCUCGUCGGACGCGACGCCCUCCAAGAAGCGCCGCGCCGCCAGCGGAGCCGCCGACCAGGGCGCGCUGCCCGUGCCGGAGCCCGAGCGCAAGCGCGCGGGGCUGCCGCUGCUGCUGUGCUCGGCCGGCGCCGAGAACCCGAUUCUGGCGGCGCUGGGCGGCACGCCGCGCUCGCAGGCGGCCGCCGCCAAGGGCUUCGUGGAGCCGGAGCCGCUGGACCUGGCCUCGCAGACCAGCGCCGAGUCCGUGGGCGACGGCGUGAAGGAGGAGGAGGAACAGAAGCCCAGCAGCGUUGAGAUCAAGCGGGAGAAGAAGGAGGAGGUCGCUGUGGUGCAGCAGGAGCACGUGACUCAGAUCAAGAUGGAGGCGAAGACGCAGGUGCACGUGAAAGAGGAGCAAGAUGCAGCGGUGGAGACCAAGUACAGAGUCGACUCGACUCCAUUUGUUGGUAAGAGGAAACGGGACGCUGAGGGUGAGACUAAGACGGCGGACUUUGUGGCCUAUGCGAGGGAACACAUUCACAGCCAGGAGGCGGGCGAGGAGGGCUUCUCCAUCGACCCGUCGGAGCGCGCGGUGGAGCACCGCGCCAGCAAAGUGGUGCGUCGUGAGAUCUUGAUUGCGUCGCCUGCUGCGAAUGACGACGAGGACUGGGACGGGAACGCACCCCCGGAAGUGAAGAUGGAAGAGGUGGAAGCCGUGCUGACACCCUCGGAGCAUUUUGACCUGCAGCCGAUCGACAUUAUCCUGCACGUUUUCUCGUUCCUGGUGACUGCGGACGACCUGAUGAGCAUGUCGGAAGUGUCGAAGAAGUGGAAGGACCUCACCAGUCGACGAUCGCUGUACCGGUCACUCCCGAGCGUGACUCCCGAAGGAUCAGUCAACUGGAUUAACUUCAAGAACUUGGGUAUCAAGAACAAGGGGACGGAGGGCACGUGCAUUAAGUGCAGUCAACGCUCUACUGGCAAAAUUCUGGCCAUGAAGAAGGCCCGCGUAUUCCCCAAGGGAGAGGGGGUACCAUACUACAUGCUCCGCGAGCUGGCGGUGCUAAAAGGAAUCAAGCACGACCACAUCGCGUCCCUUGAACUGAUCAGCCUCGCCAAGGAUGAGCUUCACGUGUUCUUUCCAUACGUGGACAAAACAUUACACGAAAUUAUAAACCCAUCGGGUGAUCCCAAUGGUGGCCGCGUGUUGCCCGAGGCUGUGAUCCGCAAGCUUCUCCACCAACUGCUGGAUGCUAUCGCGUAUUGCCAUCGCCGCGGAGUCUUGCAUCGUAACCUCAAGCCGAAGCAUCUGCUUAUCAAGACGUCAGACCCAGACAAUCUCAGUGAUGCAACGCUACAGAUCUCCGACUUCGCGCUGGUCCGAGCAACAGGAAUCCCCCGCCGCACAUACACCAUGGAGGUCGUUACGCUUUGGUACCGCCCCCCUGAAAUUCUCAUGGGAGUCCGUGGCUACUCUUCGGCCGUCGAUAUCUGGUCCGUCGGGUGCAUAUUCGCCGAAAUGGCCCAAGGCAAGCCACUUUUCACAGGCAUAUCGGAGAUCGACCAACUGUUCCAGAUCUUUAGCAAACUGUCGACGCCCACGUCGGAAACGUGGCCAGGUUUCUCGUCUUUGCCGAACUACCACUUCGAGUUCCCGCACUGGAAGCGUCGACCAUUGAAUCGCCUGUUCCCGGGAAUCUCGGAUCUCGGCAUAGACUUGUUGACCAAGUUGCUGGUGUAUAACCCGGAUCAGCGCAUUACGGCUGAAGAUGCACUUCGUCAUCCGUACUUCUCCGACGAGGCACCUGCAUUUUUACCACUCACACCAAAGAUUCCUAUGGACCAAAUGUGCUACACGAUGAGCCGAGCACGUAUUGGCCCAACUCCGGAGCAUGUCGAGUUGUUUCAUGCGUACCUGCGUCAGACGGAGCUGGACUCCUGGAAGGAGAUCAAGUACUUGAGCCGGCAAAAAACGCUCCGACCCGCCCACCGAUCAAUGCUUGUCGACUGGCUAAUUGAAGUGGUGGACGUGUUCGAGAUGUGUCUGCGUACAGCAUUCCUUGCGGUCAAUUACACUGAUCGCUACCUUGACAUCGUUAUGGUGAAGAAGACGCAGUUCCAAUUGCUUGGGGCGACUUGCUUGCACGUUGCUUCUAAAUGCGAAGACGUCUCAUAUAUUGGCGUGGAGGAUCUCGCCAUGUGCGCCGACAACGUGUACACGUCUGUGGAAGUAUUGGAGAUGGAAGAAAAACUGUUGAACACUCUCAACUUUACGCUCUCAGUGCCCACUGCGCUGGAUUUCCUGAAUAUUUACGAGCGUAUGAUCCCACCAAUUCAGAAAAAGACGUCCAUGCUUGCGCACUACUUGCUCGAGCUGGCACUGCAAGAGUACCAGUUCUUGAAGUAUCUGCCGUCAGUGGUGGCGGAUUGCUGCUUAUCUAUGGCCAUGUACACGAUUGACGGGUUCCCGAUGACCAAGGAGCUGGUGGAUGCUUGCCAGUACAACUGGUCGGAUCUAAAGGAGUGUAUGGGAGAGCUUCAGACACUGUACUCUAACUCACCGUCGAACAACCUGGCGGUGAUCAAGAAGCGCUACUCGAAAGCAGAACGAUGCCAGGUGGCGAACGUGCUUCCGCCGACGUCGUUCAGUAUGGCAUUUUAG
Molecule: messenger RNA, 2676 nt
Organism: Phytophthora sojae
Lineage: Eukaryota; Oomycota; Peronosporomycetes; Peronosporales; Peronosporaceae
Exons: 9
Coding region: 1-2676 (891 amino acids)
Biological process (GO): G1/S transition of mitotic cell cycle; protein phosphorylation; regulation of gene expression
Cellular component (GO): cytoplasm; cyclin-dependent protein kinase holoenzyme complex; nucleus
Molecular function (GO): cyclin binding; cyclin-dependent protein serine/threonine kinase activity; ATP binding
Source: RefSeq, a predicted model, not a curated record